This is a messenger RNA of Staurois parvus, 222 nucleotides long. The record is from the annotation of a GenBank genome assembly. NCBI's taxonomy places the organism in Eukaryota, Metazoa, Chordata, Amphibia, Anura, Ranidae.
CUGUGUCCAAUCACAGCUGAUCACAUCUGUCACGCUGUCAGUGUCGCCUAUCAGUGCACAUCAGUGCUGCCUAACAGUGCCAGUGAGUGCUGCCUAUCAGUGUCAUGUAUCAGUGCUGCCUUUCAGUGCCCAUCAGUGAUGCCUGUCAAUGCCCAUCAGUGCAACCUACCAGUGUCUCCUCAUCAGUACCACCUAUCAGUGCCCAUCACUGCAGCCUCAUUA